AUGAAGCAGAUUCCUAAAGGUAGGAUUCACAUCCGUAAUGAAGACAGACAAAACCCCUUAAAGAGACAAAAUGCCGAGAGUACUAAUCAUACUUCUGAAGGAGGAACAAAUUCCAAGAAUACCCUGAAGAAUAAAGAAGUAACGAAAAGACUCAGAGGAACUCACGGGAAGACGAUAGGCGGAGAUAUAGGA
Molecule: messenger RNA, 192 nt
Organism: Plasmodium inui San Antonio 1
Lineage: Eukaryota; Apicomplexa; Aconoidasida; Haemosporida; Plasmodiidae
Exons: 2
Source: RefSeq, a predicted model, not a curated record